Messenger RNA from Triticum dicoccoides, 1139 nucleotides. Its product is annotated as phosphorylated adapter RNA export-like protein. NCBI's taxonomy places the organism in Eukaryota, Viridiplantae, Streptophyta, Magnoliopsida, Poales, Poaceae. Bases 131 to 895 code for a protein of 254 amino acids. The transcript has 4 exons. Gene Ontology annotation, biological process: snRNA export from nucleus. The record is from RefSeq and is a predicted model, not a curated record.
CCAAAAGCCUUGCCCACCAUAUUGGGCGUCCCUUUCCUCUUUGUGCUGCGCUCCUCGUUUUGUUGCGACAAAAGAGCGGCGAAUAGAGCGGCGAGGGCGUGAGGGGCCCCUGCUGCUUGUGGCGGCGGCAAUGGAGAGGGGCGAGAGCAUCCUGGAUGCCGUGCUCGACGAGGAAACCCUAGAUUUCGGCGGAGAUGACGUCGAGAUGGCUGACGCGGAGGCGGACGAAACCCCCAUCCCCGACCCCCCCGCCGCCGGAGCAGGAACCGCUGGCGGUGGUGCGCAGGCGGGCGGACCGGCGGGCAAGAAAAAGAAGAAGAGAAAGUCCGGGAGGAGUAAGAACAGGGGGAGGCCUGAUGGGCCACCCACCAAGAUCGGCGACAUUAAUCGUUUUGUACUUGACACGUGCAGGCGCUUGAAGGAGAAAAAGUCAUACCUUGUCUGGAAUGCUAUUGGCUGCCUUGGUGUUUCUGCUGUCAGCGAUCUUGUACGAGAGGUUGAGGCCAUUCAGAAGUGUGGUGGGCAGACGAUUGCUGAUGGAAGUCGUUUCCGGACAGGUGGUGGAAUCCUCUGGAACAUCUUGAAAUCACGAGAGCCAAAGGCAUACAAGGAAAUUAUGGUGAAGGGAAGGGAGCUUGAGAAGCAGUUCAUGUAUACGAAAGGCAGACCACAGAUGAGCAGAAAUGAAGAUGCAAGCUCACAGGGCACCGCGCUAGUUGACGAGGAAAUUGAAGCACAUGAUGACCCUGAGCACUUGGUCGAUGCAGAGGAAGCACCUCCUUCUGUUGAUAAAGCUGAACCUCGUAAACCAGUAGCCGACAGGAUUCGUGUGCCUGUUGCUUAUGAUGAUCUUUUUGAAGAUGGAGAGAUACAAGAAGAACAACCACAAAAUUGAAGUAUUCCAAAGGUUUUGCCUGCUCAGAAAGCAAGAUUGCAGAAUGCGAGGGAAGAGGGUCGAUGUAUGUUUGCGGUGAAGCGACCUUCUUUCCCAAGGACUCCCCUUUUUCCCCUUGUGUGAUUGAGCAGUAAAUCAUGCAAAUAUGCAGCAACUGAUGAGUUCUAUUGCUGCUAGGAGUGGAAGUUGUACGAACAAUAUUGAGCCUAAAUUCAGUGCUGAAUGAAAACUAUGGUUUUACAAC